Molecule: messenger RNA, 981 nt
Organism: Thecamonas trahens ATCC 50062
Lineage: Eukaryota; Apusomonadida; Apusomonadidae
Exons: 1
Coding region: 1-981 (326 amino acids)
Source: RefSeq, a predicted model, not a curated record
AUGCUGCGGAUCUCAUUGGCGUCGCCGCGGCCGAUUGCCGGCCUCCGCAUCUACAACUACAACAAGUCUGAGGAGGACUCGUUCCGUGGUGUCAAGACGUUUGAGCUCUGGCUCGACGAUGCGCCGCAGGUGUACGCGGGUGAAGCGUACGAGUGGGUGGUGCGCAAGGCCGGGGCGACCGGGACCGAGGGCGGACAUCUGCUCGAGCUCAAUCCGCAGCUGCGGGAGGCGCAGCUGGCUACUGGGCUCGGCGCGGAGUGCGAGAGUGGGAGCGGGAAGAACGAGGCGAGUGCGUGGCGGCGGCGUGAGCCGUUUGUGCUCCCGACGGUGGUGGGCGGUCUGGUGGUGGAGAUUGUGCUCCUCUCCAAUUGGGGCGACCUGUACUACAUGGGUAUGGACGCGCUGCGAGGGUGGAGCCUCAGCGGCGAGGAGCUGGACCUCGAGGCGCUGUGCGAGGAGGUUGUGGGCACGCCGCCGGACAUCAACGUGCUCGACGGGGUGUCGGAUGAUACGCGCGGAGCGCACAACGUGGUGGUACCGGAGGAGAAGCGGCGUGCAGGCAUGUCGUGGCUGGUGCCGUGGCACCCUGCCGGCAAGGCUGUGCCGCGGCUCAAGCUUGUCUUUCCGGCGCCGGUCUUCUUCUCGUGCCUCGAGCUGGUCAACUACUCCAAGACGCCGAUGCGCGGCGUGCGACACUUUCAGCUCUGGGUCGACGGCCUCCUAGUGUAUGCUGGCACCGUCGACGCCGGUGGGCGGCACACAAUCGGGAGGCGGCCGCAGGCAGGAGGGAGCGGCGGACCGGUGCCAUCGCCGCCGUCGCGCGCCCGGCGGGCGCUCGCCGAGCAAGCUGUUGUCUUUACCAAUGACAGGGUCCAAGUCGCGCGGGGCGGAUCAGCGCGCUCGCUUCGGCAUCCUGAUGCGGUGCGGUGGAACUUGAAGGCACGGGCGGCGUCCAAGCGACCACCAACGUCACAACGGUGA